UUAAAGCGAUGCAAUCGCGGUUGCUGCGCAGGAAUGUGAAACAUGAGUCGCACUUUAUUUCAACCUUGGUACCAGGAACUCGGUGAUUUUUAACCCAGAAAUCCGUAGUCUGCCCGCAGUUAACCUGCUGGAUUGCUCAAUUUGGGAAAGGGAAAGCCACUGCCGGCAGUCCGCGGGUAAGUGCAAACAGCAAGGAGGAAAAACUUCACCGCGGUUAUGUCAGCCUGGCCUUCCGUUCAGGAGUCAAUGAGAGGUGUGACCCGGUGACUGAGGAGCAGUGGUCACUCCGGGGCUGUGUGAGGGACAGAGGGAAGGACUCUCUGCCAACUUGGAAACACUUCAACAUGGAGGCUGCGGCUCGGAACGAGCGUCUCCACUGACGCUAACUUUCUUUCCCACCGCAACCCCCUCCCUCCCCCCAUCCAGGAUCGAGCUCGGCGCAGACAAAAGACGGCGGGACACAAGCAGCCGGAAAAAAAACAAAACAAAACCAAAAUCCCAAACUGUCCACAAGACCCGCGGAGAGAGGGGCUGGAGAAGCAAACCUCAGCAUUGGGCACAUCCGUGAAAGGAAACAAAAAGCAGACAACAAAAACAAAUCCGCACCAAUCGUGUGUCUAUCUUCCCCCGCCCCCACUUUGUAGCGAAAGGACGCAAAGUUUGGAAGAACACGCUGCAAGAUCUUUCCGACUUGGACUCUAUUUUGGAGAGAGAAGAAAAAAAAGCCCUGCAUUUACUUGAGAAGAGGACGCGAAUUUGAUGUGCGGCUUUCUCUAUCUAUCUGUGUUUCUGCUGGGAGAAAAUGAAAUCGUUUAUCGCCGCCGUGUGCGCCGAGCUGUCAGGGGUGGUUCUAUUGUUGGUGGUCGGUGGUUGCAUUUCGGUUCCGAGUGGCUGCAAACGCUUGGAGGAACGUCCAAAAAAUACCGGGAAAUUCUCCUCUUCCUCCCCGGCAGUCACCCUGGUCCCUGGGACAGCGGACAAAAAAAUAGUGUGUACCAACCUGGAGUUGACGGAGCUUUUCCCACUGGAUACCCUUCCCAACAGGACAGUUACUCUCAUCUUGAGCAGUAAUAAAUUAGCAGAAUUGAAGAACCUCUCGUUUAUGGGACAGUUGUACCUGGAGAGAUUAGACAUAAAGAACAAUCUUAUCAGUAACAUAGAACCUGGUGCUUUCUGGGGACUUCCUGCAUUGAAAAGACUGGAUUUAUCUAACAACAGGAUAAGCUGUCUAAAUGGCGAAAUAUUCAGAGGCAUCCCAAAUCUUAUCCGAUUAAAUCUUUCAGGAAACCUGUUUUCCACAUUGGCACAAAGGACAUUUGAAAACCUUUUGUCACUGAAAUACAUAGAAUUUCAGACUGAUUAUCUUCUGUGUGAUUGCAACUUACGUUGGAUGAUUCAGUGGAUAAAGACUAAAAACAUAACUGUACGAGAAACUAAAUGUGCCUUCCCAAAGUCUCUGUAUGGUCAGCUUAUAACAAGUGUUAAAAAAGAACUUCUUUCUUGUGAUGUUCCUCUUGAGCUGCCAUCCUUUCAGCUGACCCCUUCCCAUCGACAGGUGGUGUUUGAGGGUGACAGUCUCCCUUUUCAAUGUGCGGUUUCUAAUGUUGACCAGGACAUGCAAGUGCACUGGUAUCAGGAUGGAAAACUAGUGGAAACUGAUGAGUCCCAAGGAAUCUUUGUUGAAAAAAAUGUACUACAUAAUUGUUCUUUUAUUGCGAGUACUCUAACUAUCUCAAAUGUCCAAAUGAGUUCCACUGGAAGUUGGGAAUGCCAUGUCCAAACCAAACGGGGAAACAGAACUAAACAGGUUGAUGUGAUUGUCUUGGAAAGCUCGGCAAAGUACUGCCCACCUGAGAUGGUGAUGAAUAACAAAGGAGAUUUCAGGUGGCCUCGUACAUUGGCUGGUAUCACUGCCUAUCUGCUCUGUACCCGUUAUUCUGCUGGCACUGGCAUAUACCCUGGUGGCGCACAGGAUGAAAAGAAGGCUUGGCGCAAGUGUGAUAGAGGAGGAUUUUGGUCUGAUGACAAUUAUUCUCGUUGUCAGUAUGCAAAUGAUGUUACACGCGUGCUUUACAUGUUUAACCAGAUGCCUUUGAAUCUGACAAAUGCUGUGGCAACAGCACGGCAACUUCUGGCUUACACCGUGGAAGCUGCAAAUUUCUCUGAUAAGAUGGAUGUCAUCUUUGUGGCUGAAAUGAUUGAAAAGUUUGAUAGAUUUGCAGAGAAAUACAAAGAGCUUGGGGAUGUCAUGGUGGAUAUUGCUAGUAACAUCAUGUUAGCAGACGAACAUGUCCUUUGGCUGGCUCAGUGGGAAGCAAAGGCCUGCUCUCGAAUUGUUCAAUGUUUGCAACGUAUUGCUACUUACAGACUGGCAAGCGGAGCCCCAGUUUAUUCCACAUAUUCUCCAAACAUUGCCAUGGAAGCUUCUAUGGUGAAGGCUAAUGGCUUCAGUGGAAUGACUUGCACUGUAUUCCAAAAGGUAGCCAUGGCAGACAGAACAGGAAAUGCUGACUUUGCACGGCGAGAUCCUGAUGGCAAUUUGGACAAACAAUUCAGUUUUAAGUGUAGCCCUGGCAAUGUCAGCAACACUCUUUCCAGUUUUGCGAUCAAGAAUACUGUUCCAGAAGCAUCUGUUCAGUUGCCACCAUCCUUGUUUGCCCAUAAUCCUGUACCAAACCAAAUGGAAGAUGGAGUUUACAAAUUGCAACUUAUUGCUUUCCGGAAUGGCAAACUUUUUCCAAGCACUGGGAAUUCUACAAAUUUGGCAGAUAAUGGAAAGAGACGAUCUGUGGCCUCUCCAGUCAUCUAUACAAAAAUAGAUGGUUACAGUUUGUAUUCACUCAGCCAACCUAUCACUGUUACACUGCGUCGUAUUGCACAUGGGGUAGAUGCUGUUGCUGCUUACUGGGAUUUCAACCUCUUGAAUGGUUAUGGAGGAUGGCUAUCUGAUGGCUGCCAGAUAGUCAUGUCAGAUGAGAAUGUCACCACGAUGCAGUGUUACUCGUUGAACAACUAUGCAGUACUGAUGGAUCUGACUGGUGCGGAUUUCCUUCAGCAGUUUGUUGACCUCUUGCAUCCAGUAGUUUAUGUUGCUGCAGCAGUAUUGCUCACUUGCUUGGUCAUAAUUAUGGCCAGCUACAUUUACUAUCACAGUGCAAUUCGGAUCAGCCGAAAGAGCUGGCACAUGUUGAUUAAUUUCUGCUUUCACGUUUUCCUGACAUGUGCAGUGUUUGUAGGUGGUAUCAAUCAGACUAGGAAUAUUAACGUUUGUCAAGCGGUUGGAAUAAUUCUACACUAUUCUACCCUGGCCACUAUCCUGUGGGUUGGUGUCACAGCACGAAAUAUUUUCAAACAGUUAACAAGGAAAUCGAAGAGAUGUCAGGACCCUGAAGAACCUCCGCCUCCACCUCGGCCAAUGCUCAGGUUCUAUCUCAUUGGUGGAGGAAUUCCCAUCAUUGUAUGUGGCAUCACAGCAGCAGCCAAUAUUAAAAAUUAUGGAAGUAAAAUGAAUGCACCGUACUGUUGGAUGGCUUGGGAACCAAGUUUGGGGGCAUUUUAUGGACCCGUAGGCUUUAUCAUUUUCGUGAACUGCAUUUAUUUUUUAAGCAUAUUCGUGCAGCUUAAGCAGCAUCCAGAACGGAGAUAUGAACUGAAGGAAGCAGCGGAAGAACACCAGCAUUUGGCAGGCACGGAUCAUGGAGAGUCUCACGUUAAUGAUUCAACCUCAACAUCACAGGCAAAUUGUUCUGUUGUCUCAUCAUUGGCAUUGGAGAAUGAGCACACGUUCCAAGCUCAAUUGCUUGGUGCAAGUUUGUCAUUAUUUAUGUAUAUUGCCCUGUGGGUAUCUGGUGCACUAGCAGUUUCCCAGUACUAUCCUAUGGACUUAAUUUUUAGUUGUCUGUUUGGGGCUACAGCUUUGAGCCUAGCUGCAUUUCUUAUCCUCCAUCAUUGUAUUGGCAGAGAAGAUGUACGCCUAUGUUGGACGACAACAUGUUGUCCAGGGAGGAGUACUUAUUCCAUGCAAGUUAAUGUUCAGCCUGUGGAUUCAAGUCAUGCCAGUAGAGAAACCCCAAAACUUACCAACAGUAGUGCGGAGUCCUCUUGCACAAAUAAAACUGCUUCCAGUAAUAACAAGCUAUUCUCGGGAUGUAAGCUGACUAAUCUUCAUGUUGCAGCAGUACAAAACCAAAUUGUUCCUUUGGCAAGUAACAUACCAACACAGCUUGACAACAGCCUCACUGAACAUUCAAUGGACAAUGAUCUGAAAAUGCAUGUGGCUCCUGUUGAAGUGCCGUACCGCUCAAAUGGACAAGUAAACAGGCAUCAUAAAAACCGGACUAGGGCACAUCAAGCACAUCGACACAGCAGACUGACCGUGCUAAGAGAAUAUGCAUACGAUGUGCCGACAAGCGUAGAAGGAAGCGUGCACAAUAACCAGCCAAGGAAUAGGCACAGUAACCAUGAGAGUCAUCAUGGGAGUAGAAAGUCUCGAUCAGCCCUUAGAGAACGGCAUCAAAGCCACAGCCAACCGGAUAGUAGUGAUGUCAGUUAUACUCUGACUCAAUGCAGUCAAAGUGUAGUAAAUGAUGGAGUAUGUAGCAGUAAGGACAGUCUGCAACAGCCCAUUGUGGUUGAACUCGAAAACCACAAAUCUUAUGGCCUUAAUUUGGCAAGUCAAAAUGGACUACUGAAAGGCAGUGGCCUAGAUGUUCCUUUGCUAAAUGCAGAUAGCACAGGAAACAUCCGAACUGGAUUUUGGCGAAAUGAAACUACUGUGUAGUUUGCAAAAAGAACAUUUUUCCCUCAAAAGAACUGUGACAUGCAUUCCUUUUAAGCUAAAUUUAUUGUACAAAAUGUUUACAAAAUUGUUCUACAUUGUGUAAAAAAAAAAGGUACAGUCUGCUAUCUGGUAUGUGAAGCUUUAAUUUUCUUGUUUCUCAUUUUAUACAUUUUUAAAGGACCCACAAUUCCAAAACGUGUGAAAAUACAAAGAGAGCAAUUCCACUGUUUCUAUUUUGGUAGCAUUUAGACAUGUUUUUUUCACACAGUACUGAUGUUCUUAAACCUGUACGUAAAACUGCAUGAAAAAUGGAGAUCCGUAUUGGAUCAUACCUACAUCUGGAAUUGUAAUUUUUUACAUAAUAAAAAGGUUUGCCUUGUGA
Stegostoma tigrinum is the source of this 5162-nucleotide messenger RNA. It is a transcript of the gene adgra3, whose product is annotated as adhesion G protein-coupled receptor A3. The coding region runs from base 803 to 4780 and encodes 1325 amino acids. NCBI's taxonomy places the organism in Eukaryota, Metazoa, Chordata, Chondrichthyes, Orectolobiformes, Stegostomatidae. Gene Ontology annotation, biological process: G protein-coupled receptor signaling pathway; cell surface receptor signaling pathway. Gene Ontology annotation, molecular function: protein binding; G protein-coupled receptor activity. The record is from RefSeq and is a predicted model, not a curated record. Gene Ontology annotation, cellular component: plasma membrane; external side of plasma membrane. The transcript is spliced from 20 exons.